AGCUUAAAGAUGCAGUCUUAUGUAUGGCGCUAAUGCUAAUCCCCGAAAUUGCAUGCAGUAGCAAAUAGCAAUCAACUGAUACUUUUGGGCAGACGAAAACUCUCACAGAUCAAUUCCACUUAAAAAUAUUUGCAGAUUAAGAUGGGCGAAGUAUCCACUGAAGAACUGCCCAUAGAUAAUGCGCCGAUUAUCUCAUCCUACAAUGGCCGCAUCAGACCACUUCUCGACUGCAUCGACAAACUCCGAGACCUCAACAUCAUGCAAGAGGGCAUCCACCUUCCCACUAUCGUCGUCGUCGGCGACCAGUCUUCCGGCAAGUCCAGCGUGCUGGAGUCACUCGCCGGAAUCAGCCUGCCCAGAGGACAAGGGAUUUCCACCCGAGUCCCGCUUAUCCUCAGGCUCCAAAAUCAGCCUAAUCUUGCCAACCCAGAGAUCCAUUUGGAAUAUAAUGGGAAAGUUGUCCCAACCGGUGAACCCCAGAUUGCGGAAGCUAUAACUCUCGCCACCGAGGAGAUUGCCGGCCGGGGAAAAAGGAUUUCUCACUCCCCUUUGACGCUGCUAGUGAAGAAGAGCGGAGUUCCUGAUCUUACCAUGGUGGAUUUGCCCGGAAUCACCAGAGUUCCGGUUCAGGGCCAACCUGACGACAUCUACGAGCAGAUUUCCAACAUAAUUAUUGACUACAUAACUUCAGAAGAAAGCAUUAUUCUGAAUGUACUGUCGGCCACGGUCGACUUUCCGACAUGUGAAUCUAUCAGAAUGUCACGAAUAGUCGAUAAGACAGGAGAAAGGACUCUAGCUGUGGUGACUAAAGCUGAUUUAGCUCCACAAGGCCUUCUUGAGAAAGUGACAGCCGAUGAGGUGAAAAUUGGGCUGGGAUAUGUUUGUGUUAGGAACAGAAUCGGCUCUGAAUCUUUCCAAGAUGCCAGGAAUGAAGAAGCUAAUCUCUUUCAAACCCAUCCUCUCUUGUCCAGGAUUAACAAAUCCAUGGUUACAGUCCCGGUUUUGGCUGACAAGUUGGUGAGGAUCCAGGAAAGUAUCAUCUCGAAAUGCUUGCCCGACAUUGUUAAGAAAAUCAAGGAAAAACUUGCUACUAAUCUGGCUGAUUUGAACAGGCUCCCUCCAACUCUAACAUCUAUGGCUGAAGCUUUAACUGCAUUAGUGCGGAUUCUCAACUCUUCCAAGAAUUCGUUGAGGAAAAUUCUGGUGACAGGGGACUUUGAAGAGUAUUCUGAAGAGACAGAUAUGCACUGCACUAUCAAGUUGAUGGAAAUGCUCAAUCAAUACACUGCUGGGCUUAAAUCGGAAAGUCUCGAAAAUAAUGGCACUUUCUUGAUGGAUGAAAUUGCAGAACUUGAAACUGGUUUAAGAAAUUUCCUGCCCCAUCGUGUUCUUUCGUGUAUGCUACAGGGAAGGCUCAACAAAGUUUCUGUUAUGCUAGUGAAACUGGUGGGGGAGAUGUGGGAUUAUAUCGAAGCAGUCGUGAUCAAAGUACUUGUGCAUCAUGCUGAGAAUUGCCCACAACUCCAGUCUUGCACGAGGCGAGCUGCAGAGAAUUUGAUUGCCAAAAAGAAAGAGGAAUCGAUUAAUUGGGUGAUGCAGAUGAUUGGAAUGGAGAAGUUUGGAGGAUAUACCUGUAAUCCUGACUACCUCGCGACCUAUAAUAAUCUCAUGCGCAAGCAAGGAGAGUUGAUUGAAAGGGUUUUUGGCAAUACUCGGUACGAGUAUCAUUUCCAAAUCACUGAAAUUGGGGCUAAUGCAAUCCAACUUGGGCAUCUGAGGAGUCAUCAGCAAGAUAUGGUGAAACAAGCUUUCGAUAUAAAGAUGAGGAUGGUGGCUUACUGGAAGAUUGUCCAGAUGAGGCUUGUGGAUAGCAUGGCUUUGCACAUCCUAUUCCAAUGUCAAAAGCUAGUGGAUGUGGAGAUGGAAGAGGAAGUUGUAAAGGAUCUAUCGGCACCUCAUAAUGGAGGCAUCGAGAGGAUGCUAGACGAACCGCCUAUAGUUGCAGAGAAACGUCAAUGCUUGAGCAAAAGUGUCGAGGUGCUCGAGGAAUCGAGGGAUGUCGUGGCCAAGAUCAUGGACAGAAUUACACUCGGUGAUGAAUGAUGAGAAGUUUGGAGGUUGUGUUUCCAGUCACCACAAAAGAUCUUGCACCAUUAAGGAAGUGGCUUGACAAACUGUGUAAAUAUAUAAAAGGAUUCCAUAAAUGUUGUAUCUGUGAAUAUAGUAA
Ipomoea nil (Japanese morning glory) is the source of this 2227-nucleotide messenger RNA. RefSeq names its product dynamin-related protein 4C-like. The transcript has 2 exons. The record is from RefSeq and is a predicted model, not a curated record. Gene Ontology annotation, molecular function: microtubule binding; GTPase activity; GTP binding. Gene Ontology annotation, cellular component: microtubule; membrane; cytoplasm. Bases 142 to 2103 code for a protein of 653 amino acids. NCBI's taxonomy places the organism in Eukaryota, Viridiplantae, Streptophyta, Magnoliopsida, Solanales, Convolvulaceae.